AUGAAAAAGACGCAGUCGACCCCGAGAAAAGACGAAGAGAGCCCGAGAAAUGACGAAGCGACCCCGAGAAAAGACGCAGAGACCGCCAACAAAACGAGCCACCCCGAGAAAAGACCACUGACCCGCAAAAAGACGCAGCGACCCCGAGUAAAAGACGCAGAACCCGAGAAAAUACGAAGGACCAGGAGAAAAGACGCAGCGACCCCGAAAAAACGCAGCGACCCCAAGAAAAGACGCAACGACCCCGAGGAAAGACGCAGCGACCCGAGACAAGACGCAGCGACCCCAGAAAAGACGCAGAGACCCCAGAAAAGACGAAGCGACCCGAGAAAGACGCAGCGACCCCUAUAA
Pecten maximus is the source of this 351-nucleotide messenger RNA. RefSeq names its product neurofilament heavy polypeptide-like. The record is from RefSeq and is a predicted model, not a curated record. The transcript has a single exon. The coding region runs from base 1 to 351 and encodes 116 amino acids. NCBI's taxonomy places the organism in Eukaryota, Metazoa, Mollusca, Bivalvia, Pectinida, Pectinidae.